Eruca vesicaria subsp. sativa (arugula) is the source of this 1092-nucleotide messenger RNA. NCBI's taxonomy places the organism in Eukaryota, Viridiplantae, Streptophyta, Magnoliopsida, Brassicales, Brassicaceae. The record is from the annotation of a GenBank genome assembly.
AUGGCGCCAGUUGUAGAGAGCACACAGCCAUGGGUUGAGAAAUACCGACCAAAGCAAGUGAAGGACGUGGCGCAUCAGGAGGAAGUAGUCCGUGUCCUCACCAACACUCUCCAGACUUCUAACUGUCCGCACAUGCUCUUUUAUGGACCGCCAGGGACAGGAAAGACCACUACUGCACUUGCUAUCGCUCACCAGCUUUUUGGACCUGAGUUGUACAAGUCUAGGGUGUUGGAGCUGAAUGCUAGUGACGACAGAGGGAUUAAUGUUGUUCGCACAAAGAUUAAGGAUUUUGCUGCUGUUGCUGUUGGCUCCAACAACCGUCAAGGCGGUUAUCCUUGUCCAUCUUUUAAGAUCAUCAUCCUAGAUGAGGCUGAUUCCAUGACGGAAGAUGCUCAGAACGCCUUGAGGCGCACAAUGGAAACUUACUCCAAAGUCACCAGAUUCUUUUUCAUCUGUAACUAUAUCAGCAGGAUCAUAGAGCCCCUUGCUUCAAGAUGUGCAAAGUUCAGGUUUAAACCACUUUCCGAAGAAGUCAUGAGUAACCGUGUAAUGCUUAUAUGUAAUGAAGAAGGUCUCAACCUUGGUGGAGAGGCUCUUUCAACUUUGAGCUCCAUAUCACAAGGUGAUCUCCGUAGAGCCAUCACGUAUCUGCAGAGUGCUGCACGGUUGUUUGGAUCAACAAUAAAUUCCACGGAUUUAGUCAAUGUGUCUGGGGUAGUUCCUCUGGAGGUAGUCCAGAGUUUUUUUACUUCAUGCAAAAGUGGUGAUUUCGAUAUUGCAAACAAGGAAGUGGACAACAUAGUUGCAGAAGGAUAUCCUGCAUCUCAAAUCAUCAAUCAGGUUUUCUAUUUCUCUUUCAUUUUUGUGGCAAUUAUGGUUAUCAACACGUCUAAUACAAAAGUCUCCUUUCAGUUAUUUGGUAUAGUCGUUGAGGCUGGUGAUGACAUAACAGACAAUCAAAAGGCAAAGAUCUGCAAAUGUCUAGCUGAAACAGAUAAGCGACUUGUAGAUGGUGCGGAUGAGUAUCUUCAGCUUCUGGACGUGGCUAGCAAUACAAUUCGUGCACUCUCAGAAAUGGCUCAAGACUUCUGA